Penicillium verrucosum is the source of this 609-nucleotide messenger RNA. RefSeq lists its product as uncharacterized. The record is from RefSeq and is a predicted model, not a curated record. Lineage: Eukaryota; Fungi; Ascomycota; Eurotiomycetes; Eurotiales; Aspergillaceae. The coding region runs from base 1 to 609 and encodes 202 amino acids. The transcript has 2 exons.
AUGGUACUUACCUAUAUAGUUCCAGACAUUCCGAGUUUUCAGGGCAAGGCCCUAGUAUCUGCUGUUAAGUACUGGCUCGAGGGUGAGCCCCGGGAGUUCCGCGUUAGACUGAUCGACACGGAUUGGGAGAAAAUUGACGAGCGCCUAUGUAUAUCUAAGGUUCUAACAUUUAGACAGCUAGACGGCCGUCAACUGAAGUUCCGUACGGACUUCCGACCCGCAGCACGAUACCUAUACUUCCAUUACUGUGUGCAGAUGCUACGAAUGUGCUGGCAACAUAGUAGCCGCGGUAAGUCCAGCCAAGCCGCCGCAAUUCUACAAGCGGAAAGGGGGAAGCCGUUCUGGGGGACUGCUGGAAGAUAUCUCCCGCGAAACAUGCUCUUGGCCCUCGUGGAGGAUAUGGGCCAUGAAUAUAAGUCCGUUAUGAAUGGGGCUGCGGGAAGUCGGGCGGAUGACGAUAAACUUCUACUAGCCCUGCUUUCGAAAGGCGUCAAGGCUCGACCAUCUAUUCUGGCGCCGGGGAUUUUUGAUGGUACUCGUUCGGAGGAAGACGUGUCUGAGAUUGACUAUGAUGGCGAUGAUGACGAUGAGGAUGAGUGGAGUGAGUAG